GCUCGCCGCUCACGCCGCCUCGCUCCCUGCUCGCGGCAUCGCUCGCUGCUCACGCCGCCCCGCUCCCUGCUCGUCGCUCACGCCGACCCGCUCCCUGCUCGCGGCAUCGCUCUGCUCCAAUCCGCCGCUCCACUCCAAGUCACACGGAGGCAGCCAUCGCAGCCUCGCCCGACUCCGUUUCCCCUGUUCUUUGGGAGUGUUAAAACAGCUCGCUGUUUUGGGAUUUGCCGCCUCAAGUUUCAUCUAGCUACCUCAAACAAAUCCUUCAAUUUCCAUGGCUACAUCGGUACUUCUCCUAUUCCACCUUGUGCUCCUACUAGUAGUGUUUUUAUUCUUGAGUAGAGCAUUUUGCUUUCAACUAGCAUGUCUAAUUGCAUAUAAAUUACUUGUUCUAGAUAUCAACUCAAUAUACUAACGAGGAGGAAAUUAAAAGGAAGAGAAAGAAGCGAAAGAGAGUUGUUGUAUUAGCUGUGUCUAUUAUGGCUAUUAUUGCAAACCGGUAUCAACGGAGGAGACCUAGACACAUCGUAGAUGCUAACGAAGUUCAAGAGAGAAAUGUCGAGUCCAGAAAACAAAUGCUACGUAAUAUGUACCAGGGUUCAAAUGUCUAUUGCUAUGACAGUUUGCGCCUAACUAAGAGAUCUUUUAGUGACGUGAGUGCCAUCUUACGGGAAAAGAGUGGCCUACAUGAUACCUUAAAUGUGUCGGUAGAAGAAAAGCUUGCAAUUUUUCUGCUUAUAGUAGGUCAUAACACCAAAAUGAGGUUGAUCCGUAGCACUUAUGGGUGGUCCCUUGAGCCAAUCAGUCGACACUUCAACGAAGUGCUUAGAGGGAUUCUAUUUUUAAGUCAUGAGUUCAUCAAGCUUCCUAAUCCAGAAACCACUCUACCUGAGGAUCCAAAGUGGAAAUGGUUUGAGGAUUGUCUAGGUGCACUAGAUGGCACACAUAUCGAUGUGAAUGUUCCAUUGACUGACCAAGGUAGGUAUAGAAAUAGGAAGCAACGAAUCACCACUAAUGUAUUAGGGGUUUGUGAUCGACAAAUGAAGUUUCUGUAUGUCUUGGCUGGAUGGGAAGGGUCGGCUUCGGAUUCACGCAUACUACGUGAUGCCAUGUCACGGGAGGACUCAUUUGUUGUUCCUAGUGGUAAAUACUAUCUAGUGGAUGCUGGAUAUACAAAUGGUCCGGGAUUUCUUGCCCCGUACCGAUCUACACGGUACCACUUGAAUGAAUGGGCUAUUCAAGGCAACAAUCCAUCUACCGCGAGAGAGUUAUUCAACCUACGCCAUGCAACAGCUAGGAAUGUGAUAGAGAGAACUUUUGGGCUAUUGAAGAUGAGAUGGGCAAUCUUGAGGACCAGCUCAUAUUUUGAUUUAGAAAACCAGAUUAGGAUCAUCCAUGCUUGCUGCAUAUUGCAUAAUUUUUUAAGGGAUAGACAAAGAGAUAUGGACGAUAUUCUAAUACAUGAAGUUGAUAGUGUCAUCUCUGCUGCUCCUGCUGAAAAUCAAGGAGAAAUGAGUAUGAUUACGCAUGUUCAAUCAAGGAGAAAUGAGUACGAUUUGCAAUACAUGAACUGUUCAUUCAUUAAUGAGCCUAGGGAUAUUCUUUUCUUUGGGGGACUCUUUUCAGAUUUGACAACGCCAUCUUAAUUGAUGCUGCAUCAGGUUUGUUUGGGUGUUCGUUAAAUAGUAGCGGAUCAGCACUUGAGCCUGACCAAAUGGCAGUAGUGACCUUGUUUAUUUUUAGCUUCAUAUAUUCCAUUUUUACUCCAAAUCUUUCGUGGAGCCUUCCUGGCCGAAUGGACCAGCAAGCAAUAAUGGCCCUGAUCAGAAGAGGUGUCCUGUUUGCAAGAUUCUUAAUUUGGUUGCUUCAUUUCUGCCAAUAUUUGAGAAAGUGGCUACAUAUUUACAUCACGUCUUCUGAACAUUGCACAUAUAAGACGAAUGGCGUCAAGCUGAAGCUUUUCAUUAGUAGUGACCUCUCA
Messenger RNA from Zea mays, 1981 nucleotides. RefSeq names its product protein ANTAGONIST OF LIKE HETEROCHROMATIN PROTEIN 1. The record is from RefSeq and is a predicted model, not a curated record. NCBI's taxonomy places the organism in Eukaryota, Viridiplantae, Streptophyta, Magnoliopsida, Poales, Poaceae. Bases 480 to 1646 code for a protein of 388 amino acids. The transcript has 3 exons.